GGCUGGGAACUGAUACCUGUUAACAGGCAGCUGAUGUGAGCAUGUGCACGCAGACUUAUCUCCCAAUGGCACAGCAGCAGCUAGGAGAAUUAUUUUGAAAAGACCUGAAUGCAUAAGGCUAAAGUUAAAGCGGAAGUGAGAACAAGAGAGCAAACAGCAGACUCCUUCAACUGAGAAUGAGCAUUUUGAAGCCUAAGAUUUUAAAGUGGUGAUGAUCAGAGCUGAACCUAAAAGACACUGAAAUCUCCAUGCAAGCUUUGGAGGUUGUGACAUUUACUCACAGCAGGCAUAUAAUUUUAGCCUCAGAACUUCCAGGCAGAUAAAGAACUGGAGAAAAACACGGAGGCUACCCCAGCCAGGAGGUUAAAUCAAUUCAGGGGGAUUUGAAUCCAUUUGCAGCAGGAUGAACUCCACUCACCACCCUGGGAUGCACACCUCUCUCCACUUCUGGAAUCGCAGCAGCUACACACUGCACAGCAAUACCAGUGAGUCCCCUGGAAAAGGCUACUCUGAUGGAGGGUGCUACGAGCAACUUUUUGUCUCUCCUGAGGUGUUUGUGACUCUGGGUGUCAUAAGCUUAUUGGAGAAUAUCCUGGUGAUUGUGGCAAUAGCCAAGAACAAGAAUCUGCAUUCUCCCAUGUACUUUUUCAUCUGUAGCCUAGCCGUGGCUGAUAUGUUGGUGAGCAUUUCGAAUGGAUCAGAAACCAUUGUCAUAACCCUAUUAAACAGUACGGAUACGGAAGCGCAGAGUUUCACAGUGAAUAUUGAUAAUGUCAUUGACUCAGUGAUCUGUAGCUCCUUGCUUGCAUCAAUUUGCAGCCUGCUUUCAAUUGCAGUGGACAGGUAUUUUACAAUCUUUUAUGCUCUCCAGUACCAUAACAUUAUGACAGUUAAGCGGGUGGGGAUCAUCAUUAGUUGCAUCUGGGCAGCUUGCACAGUUUCAGGCAUUUUGUUCAUCAUUUACUCAGACAGUAGUGCUGCCAUCAUCUGCCUCAUCACCAUGUUCUUCACCAUGCUGGCUCUCAUGGCUUCUCUGUAUGUCCACAUGUUCCUGAUGGCCAGACUGCACAUUAAGAGAAUUGCUGUGCUCCCUGGCACUGGUGCCGUCCGCCAAGGGGCCAACAUGAAAGGGGCAAUUACCUUGACCAUACUGAUUGGGGUCUUUGUUGUCUGCUGGGCUCCUUUCUUUCUCCAUCUAAUAUUCUACAUCUCUUGUCCCCAGAAUCCAUACUGUGCAUGCUUCAUGUCUCACUUUAACUUAUAUCUUAUACUGAUCAUGUGUAAUUCCAUCAUUGAUCCUCUAAUUUAUGCACUCCGGAGUCAAGAACUGAGGAAAACCUUCAAAGAGAUCAUCUGUUGCUACCCUCUAGGAGGCCUCUGUGAUUUGUCCAGCAGAUAUUAAAUGGGGAUAGGAGUUUCUGAAAACCAUGUACAAGAGACUUUUAAAUUCUUUUACAACUGGAAGAGUAUUAUUUAGCAACAGCUUUCUCUUCUAUGUAGGGCAUUUGUUGAAAAUAUCUACUGUAUGAAUUUAGGUUUAUGAUUUUUGAUAUGAAAAAAAAGUCCAAUGUCUGCAUUGUUUUUAA
Choloepus didactylus (southern two-toed sloth) is the source of this 1586-nucleotide messenger RNA. RefSeq names its product melanocortin 4 receptor (gene MC4R). The record is from RefSeq and is a predicted model, not a curated record. Lineage: Eukaryota; Metazoa; Chordata; Mammalia; Pilosa; Megalonychidae. Gene Ontology annotation, molecular function: melanocyte-stimulating hormone receptor activity. Gene Ontology annotation, biological process: G protein-coupled receptor signaling pathway. The transcript has a single exon. Gene Ontology annotation, cellular component: membrane. Bases 404 to 1402 code for a protein of 332 amino acids.